CGAUCAUAAGGCAAUAUGUGUAUGCAUAGCAAUUGUUAGCCUCAGGACGUCUGAAGGGACGGCCCUCUGUUUGGGCUACCGGUAUGCGACAUCCUACUGGCUUGACGCCUUCCAAUGUCCCUAGGAUGACGUUAGUUAGAAAUGAAACACAUAUUGCUACUAGAUAGAUAACCCUACUACCAUUUUUCAUACUAGGAUACAGCCUAGCCUGCUGCGUGAAGCCAACGCAGCCAUUGCGCCAAAGAAUUAGACCAGCUAUGGAUCAGGAGGACGAAUAUGGAGGGCUCUUCCUGGUAUCGGUCGACGAUCUUGGAGUGCCUGGGCUAUGGUCGUCCGUCAAGGAUCUGCUGGAGAGCCGCAGCCUGCUGCACCAGCUGACGCUGCACAACAAGGUCGGCCGGGCCGUGGCGGUGGAGCGGAUGGCGCUCACGUUGGUUCCCUCCGGUGACAAGCGGCUGCAGCGGCUGCGUCCCUUCGCACACAGCCCCGUCGUGUGGUUCCGACACCCCUACGCGCACCUGCUACUGGUCAGCACCGCAGACGCCUCCGAGUACCGCUCCGCCCUCAAGCCCGCGCUCAAGCGAGCCAUAGCCGAGCUGGAGCACUACUGGGGCGGACCGCCGCCCUACAACACCCUUGCCGGCGGCCUGGCUCCCCAGCCACACCCGCCGGGCUACGCAGCC
Astrephomene gubernaculifera is the source of this 683-nucleotide messenger RNA. NCBI's taxonomy places the organism in Eukaryota, Viridiplantae, Chlorophyta, Chlorophyceae, Chlamydomonadales, Astrephomenaceae. The record is from the annotation of a GenBank genome assembly.